UAUGUGGUUUGGUCACCUGGUGUUAAUCGCUUCAAUACGCUUUUCGAUGAGCAUGACGAUCGACGAUGUCGUCCGGCGCGCGCCAAUCAGUUUUGAUCGACUCUUAGCAUCCCAGUCUCCAGAGCUCCGUUACAAGAUGCUAAUUGCUCCACUCGCGCAACCCUCUGUGAAAAUUUGGACAACGGGCGACGAAAGCAUCGGUCGCGCUUCGCUGUAACCCAAUCAUCACAUCUAGUACGUCGCCGCGAGCGGACCACUACGUUCUUG
Messenger RNA from Suillus paluster, 267 nucleotides. RefSeq lists its product as uncharacterized. NCBI's taxonomy places the organism in Eukaryota, Fungi, Basidiomycota, Agaricomycetes, Boletales, Suillaceae. The record is from RefSeq and is a predicted model, not a curated record. The transcript has a single exon. The annotation marks the transcript as partial.